Molecule: messenger RNA, 597 nt
Organism: Xenopus tropicalis (tropical clawed frog)
Lineage: Eukaryota; Metazoa; Chordata; Amphibia; Anura; Pipidae
Gene: chrac1
Product: chromatin accessibility complex subunit 1
Cellular component (GO): nucleus
Molecular function (GO): protein heterodimerization activity
Source: RefSeq, marked provisional
CGUUGUGCAGCUGAGGCCGGAAAAUGGCGGCUCCGGAGAGCCGGUUGGUGUCGCUGCCUCUGUCUCGGAUCCGACUCAUUAUGAAGAGCUCGCCCGAUGUGUCCAACAUUAACCAGGAUGCGCUGAUGGUCACUGCCAAGGCCACUGAGCUUUUUGUCCAGUUUCUCGCCACCCACUCGUACAAACACGGCACCGGCAAAGAGACCAAAACCCUGACGUACAGCGACUUGGCCAACGCCGCCGAGGAAUCCGAAACAUUCCAGUUUCUCUCAGACAUUUUGCCCAAGAAGAUUCUGGCCAGUGACUACUUGCAAAUGUUAAAAGACGAACAGGAAAGGGAUGAAGAUGAUGAUGAUGAGGAGGAAGAAGAAGAAGAAGAAGAUGAUGAGGAUGAUGAUGAUGAUGAAGAGGAGGAGGAAGAUGACGAUGAUGAAGAAGAUGAUGAUGAUGAUUAGCCAUACUGAGCUGGACUUUGUACUUUUGUAUUCUGUGUGACUAUUUUUGACUACUAAGUUACUUUUGUAUUUUUUUUAGAGACAACUUGCCCUUUGCUCCUCUCGGGAGAAUGUUCCAGAAUAAAUCCAUUUCUAACAAACA